Molecule: messenger RNA, 658 nt
Organism: Syzygium oleosum
Lineage: Eukaryota; Viridiplantae; Streptophyta; Magnoliopsida; Myrtales; Myrtaceae
Exons: 2
Coding region: 71-511 (146 amino acids)
Source: RefSeq, a predicted model, not a curated record
UCUUCAUCGUUGUUCCGAGCUUCACCUAAUUCAGCUCCACAGCAGCAGCAGCAGCAGCAGCAGCGGAGCCAUGGAAUCGCAGACGUGGAAGCUGUUGCUCUCCCUUUCUCUCCUGCCGUCGUUCCUCCUCGUCCCCGGAGCCAGAGGCUGGACCGGCGAAAUCCGCGGCCGGGUCGUCUGCGACGUCUGCGGCGACUCUUCCAUCGGACCCGAAGAUCACGUCCUCCAAGGCGCUGAAGUUGCUGUUCUUUGCAUCACAAAAUCUGGCGAAGUUGUCAACUACCAAGCAUUUACAAACUCCAGGGGGGUAUACAAAGUUGCUGAGACGAUGCCCGAGAGUGAUCGCUGGGACGCUUGUCUUGCGCGUCCGAUCAGCAGUUUCCAUGAGCAUUGCACUCAUCUCGGGGGUGGCACUGCUGGCGUCAAAUUUAGCUACAACCAUCCAUCAGGUUACUUCCAUACCGUUAGGCCCUUCGUGUAUCGCCGCGUUGAUGUUCCAACAUAUUGUUGAUUGUGCUUGGUUUUUAAAGGGGGGAAAAAAGAACAAACCGUUGAUGUAAAGGUUGCUGGUGCUGCAACUGCUAUAGGAGUGCAGAUCUGUAUGCACUGUCUCAUACUAUACCGCCGAAAAUAUAAGAUGCUUGGUGAUAGUCACACA